Molecule: messenger RNA, 458 nt
Organism: Trichogramma pretiosum
Lineage: Eukaryota; Metazoa; Arthropoda; Insecta; Hymenoptera; Trichogrammatidae
Gene: mRpS16
Product: probable 28S ribosomal protein S16, mitochondrial
Exons: 2
Coding region: 17-388 (123 amino acids)
Biological process (GO): mitochondrial translation
Cellular component (GO): mitochondrial small ribosomal subunit; ribosome
Molecular function (GO): structural constituent of ribosome
Source: RefSeq, a predicted model, not a curated record
UAUCAAUUUAUUAACAAUGCGAAGAUUAUACUUGAAUCUUGCCUCGGGAUAUGGAUCUCCAGCAGGAGAUACUUACCCGAAAGUUUUAAGAUUUAUUAGAUACGGCUGUGCGAAUCGAGCAUUUUAUCACCUCACCUUAAUGAAUCAAAAAAGUCAACAAAAAGUCAGAGCAGUUGAACAACUUGGCAGUUAUGACACAGUACACAACAAUCACAGUGAAAAACUUGUUGCUUUGAAUCUAGAAAGAAUUCAAUAUUGGUUUACUAGAGAUAUGAAAGUUACUCGGCCAUGCCUAGAAAUUUUAGGAUUAGCAGGAUUUUUACCAGUUCAUCCAAGAACUUACAUGAGAGCGUGGAGACAAAGAAGGUUGAUCAAAUAUAUGGAAUAAUUAAUGUAGUAUUUAUAAUUAAAUUAAUUGUACAUCUUAUUGUUUGAAUUAAAUGCAUUGUUAAAUUGAA